GCAUUAACGCUUAGCGGGAAACGUGGUCACUGCUGGACAACAAAUGCGUUCCGCAGCCAAUCGGGACAAAAGUAGACGUUAAUUAUUCAUAGGAAGAAUUUCGCAAGAGCAAUACGCGAUUCGCCAAUAAAUAGCUAAGGAAUUGACGAACUUCUAUUACUUUCAUUGGCAACUGGUCGGCAACGUGCAACGUUCAACGCUCAACGCUCACCUUCAACAUUAAAGUGCAACCUGAAACUUGCAACGGGCAUCUAGCGAUGAUGCCAUCACUGUAUUUGUUGUGAUUUGAUUGCUGCCCACCUGUUAUUGUUGUUGUUGCCAUUGCUGUGCUGGAGUGCAGCCAACUAGUUACGAUUUGAAAAUCGGUCAAUGGAAAAGCGCUAGUGAGUGGUUCAGCUGCUCAACUGCAACGAAGACAAGGAAGUGUGCGGAGGAGGGGAAGAGGCUACAGCGGAGUUGGAAAAUAUGUCGCUAAAGAAAGAAACGCCCUCGGAUGUGCAGUUGCACAUGGCGGCGUUACGAGGCGAUGAGUUGGGACUGCAGCGCGUGCUCGACAGCGGGAAGGUGCAUGUGGAUUGCAAGGAUGAGGAUGGCACGACACCUCUAAUCUUGGCCGCAGCUGGCGGACACACGCACUGCGUCAUGGAGCUGUUGGACCAAGGUGCUGAUCCCAAUUCCCGUCGCUCCACAGGCACCACGCCACUGUUCUUUGCCGCCCAAGGCGGCCACUUGGAUGUGGUGCAGAUUUUGGUGAAGGCGGGCUCCAGUGUGGACACGCCCAGUGUGGAUGGAGGCACGCCCCUCUUUGUGGCGGCCCAAGGGGGACAUGUGAAGAUUGUGAGGGAGCUACUGGACUGUGGUGCGAAUGUAAAUGCGUGCAUGAAGGAUCGUGCUACUCCCGUGUUUAUUGCCGCUCAGAACGGACAUCGGACGGUGCUGUCGCUGCUCAUUCAGGCGGAUGCUGAGACCGACAUCAAGCGGAUCGAUGGCGCUACGCCCCUCUGGAUAGCCGCACAAAUGGGCCACGACCACAUAUGCAAGGUGCUGCUGCAGAAUGGCGCCAACGUGGAUGCAGUGCGUUGCGACGGUGCCACGCCCCUGUUUAAGGCCGCCCACAAGGGACACGCCGCUGUCAUCACCGUGCUGCUGAAAUAUCGACCCAAUCUGGGCCUGCUGCCCAACGGCGAGUCGGCGCUCCACGCGGCAGCCAUGUUCGGCCACAUGACCGUCUGCAAGCAGCUGGUGGCCGCCGGCUCCGAUGUAUUGCUGAAGAAUCAGGAGGGCCUGACGGCGCUGCAGUUGGCCCGACAACAGAAAUACACCUCGAUUUGUGAUUAUCUGCAGGAUCGACUGCGCACGGUGCUGGCCCGCAAUGCUGUGGCCAUGGCUUCGGCCUCGGCUGCGGCCUCCACGUCGACAUCGGCAUCGGCUUCGGCGUAGAGCAACAAACAUCAAAAUUUAUGAAACGACCAUGUCGCCUCCCAGAAGUACCUUUAUGCACAAUAUGUUGGCCUUUAUUUUGUGCUUGUAUUCGAACGGUAGAAGUUUCCACGGAACACACACCAACCAACAAUCCACAACACGUCCAAGUGCUGAGCGUAAAGCAACGCAUUAAUUGUAGAGAAAUGCCAUAAAGCCUAACAAACAGAACUAAUUUCGAUUUUGUGGGCCACACAAGAACAUUUGAAAACGUCGAUAGAAAUUAGUACCACAGUUGACAAAGAUUAUCAAAACUAGUCUCUAAGCUCAAUAUUCCAUCGAUUCGGAAGCUUAUCCAACUUAAUCUUCCGAUUGGGAAAGCUUUAACUAAAAGUUGAAAAUCGAUUUCUAGCAGAACUUUCACUUUUACUUUUAUACUGAUUAAUUUUUCAAUAUUUUUAACUAAACAUUCAUUUCUAAACUUGUAACCCCCACAUCGAAAUUAAUUUUGUAAACAACAUGGGCUUUAUAAACUAAUAAUUAACUAAAUGGAGCUUGUAUUUGAAUUUAUCUUGUUUAGCUGAACAAGUGUAAACUAGUUAAUGAUUAAUUCUCUCUAUCACACCCACACCCACACACACACACAAAUACACACAUAAUCACACAAUCACACAAAUUGUUAACAUGGACCAAUAGCGAGUCCUUUGUACAUAAACAUUUAUGCAUUGACCUUAACCUAAGCAAUUGUUAACGAGUGCUUUAAUCGAACAUGUUUUUGUUUCGCCUGUUUCGAUUGUACAUUAUGUAUCUACAUACAUUUAACUACUUGAUAAUACGUUUUUUAUUAUAAUAAUUACUUUAUACCGUUUAAGUGUAGCAAAUCCCCUUUUUCGAAAUUAAUAAAGUGACUAAACUGUUGAAAAAGUUAA
Molecule: messenger RNA, 2348 nt
Organism: Scaptodrosophila lebanonensis
Lineage: Eukaryota; Metazoa; Arthropoda; Insecta; Diptera; Drosophilidae
Product: ankyrin repeat domain-containing protein 29
Exons: 5
Coding region: 466-1440 (324 amino acids)
Cellular component (GO): cytoplasm; nucleus
Molecular function (GO): protein binding
Source: RefSeq, a predicted model, not a curated record